AACUAAGAUUUAGCGAAAGAUGUCAUGGAUAAGACGGUGGUUAUGGUUGGCAAUGGCAAAGACAACACAACACAACACAGUUUAACAUUUUCGUGUCGUGUUGAGUUUGGUUUUAACGAUAAACCCUCCUUCAUGUUCUGUAACUCCCAAUGGCGGCGUUUGCUAAACCCUCUCAACUUCAUGCUCAAUUGGGUAAUCCUCUUCUUCCUCCUUCUACUUCGACCAACUUCAACCUCAAAACUCGCACUUUUACGCACAACCUGCACACCCUUCAUUCCCCUCUUAGAAAAGUUAAACAUGUUUGUGUUUCAAGUUCUUCCACUGCCACUACCUCCCUCAGCAACGACCACAGCCACAGCGCAAACUCUGAUAUUUCCCAACUGUGCCUUCUUGGGAACUUGGACCGUAGCAUGAGCUACUUAGACUCAAUGCACGAGCUUCGAAUUCCCGUUGAAGAUGAUACUUACGUUGCCUUGGUACGACUGUGUGAGUGGAAGGGAGCAAGGAAGGAAGGGUCACGUGUUUAUUCCUAUGUUUCCAAGUCCAUGACCCUUUUGAGUCUUCAACUGGGGAACGCGCUUUUGAGUAUGUUUGUGAGGUUUGGGAACUUGGUGGAUGCUUGGUAUGUUUUUGGGAGAAUGGAGAAAAGGAAUUUGUUCUCUUGGAAUGUUUUGGUUGGUGGGUAUGCUAAAGCUGGCUUCUUUGAUGAGGCUCUGGACCUCUAUCAUAGAAUGUUGUGGGUUGGUGAGAGGCCUGAUGUUUACACUUUCCCUUGCGUUUUGAGGACUUGUGGUGGCAUGUCUAACUUGAUGAGGGGUAGAGAGAUUCAUGUGCAUGUUUUAAGAUACGGGUUUGAGUCAGAUGUGGAUGUGCUUAAUGCAUUGAUAACCAUGUAUGUGAAAUGUGGGGAUGUAAGUACUGCCAGGUUGGUGUUCGACAAAAUGUCUAAUAGAGAUAGGAUUUCGUGGAAUGCCAUGAUUUCCGGGUAUUUUGAAAAUGGGGAGUGUCUGCAGGGAUUGAGAUUGUUCUGCAUGAUGAUAGAAUAUCCUGUUGAUCCAGAUUUGAUGACCAUGACCAGUGUGAUUACUGCAUGUGAGCUUCUGGGUGAUGAGAGAUUGGGGAGGGAAAUUCAUGGUUAUGUUCUGAGAAUGGGGUUCGGGAGUGACCCUUCAGUUCAUAAUUCGUUAAUUCAGAUGUACUCAUCAGUUGGGCAUAUUCAGGAAGCGGAAACAGUUUUCUCUCGAGCAGAAUGCAAAGAUGUGGUGUCAUGGACUGCAAUGAUAUCAGGUUACGAGAAUUGUUUGAUGCCUCAGAAAGCACUUGAGACAUAUAAAAUGAUGGAAGCAGAAGGUAUCAUGCCAGAUGAAAUCACAAUCGCCAUUGCACUAUCUGCUUGUUCUAAUAUAUGCAGUUUAGACAUGGGGACAGACCUCCAUGAGACAGCCAAACAGACAGGGCUCAUCUCUCAUCUGAUAGUUGGAAACGCACUCAUUGACAUGUAUUCAAAGUGUAAAUCCAUUGACAAGGCUUUGGAGGUUUUCCACUCUACUCUUGACAAGAACAUUGUAUCUUGGACAUCGAUCAUCCUAGGUCUUAGGAUCAACAGCCGGUGUUUUGAAGCUUUAUUUUACUUCAGGAAUAUGAUUCGUAGACUGAAGCCAAACUGUGUUACUUUAGUUUCUAUUCUGUCUGCAUGUGCUAGAAUAGGAGCUUUGACAUGUGGAAAAGAGAUUCAUGCCCAUGCAUUGAGAACUGGAGUAAGUUUUGAUGGCUUUAUGCCUAAUGCAAUUUUGGACAUGUAUGUGAGGUGUGGAAGAAUGGGAUAUGCGUGGAAACAAUUUUUCUCAGUUGAUCAUGAUGUUACUGCAUGGAACAUUUUGCUUACAGGAUAUGCUGAGCGUGGGAAAGGAGCACUUGCUUCUGAAGUUUUUCAGAGAAUGGUGGAAUCAAACAUCAAUCCUGAUGAAAUAACAUUUAUCUCCAUAUUAUGUGCUUGCAGCAGAUCAGGUAUGGUAGCCGAAGGCUUAGAAUAUUUUAACAGCAUGAAGUAUAAGUACUCUAUCACACCUAAUCUGAAACACCAUGCAUGUGUGGUUGAUUUACUUGGCCGUUCUGGGAAAUUGGAGGAAGCUUAUGAAUACAUACAGAAAAUGUCACUGAAACCAGACGCAGCAAUCUGGGGAGCUUUAUUAAAUGCAUGCAGGAUUCACCAUAAUGUUGAACUUGGGGAGCUUGCUGCAGAGAAUAUCUUUCAAUACGAUACAACAAGUGUCGGAUACUACAUUCUUCUCUCUAAUCUUUAUGCUGACAAUGGUAAAUGGGACAAGGUUGCAGAAGUAAGAAAAAUUAUGAGACAGAAUGGGCUAAUAGUAGAUGCUGGAUGCAGCUGGGUGGAAGUCAAGGGCACAGUGCAUGCUUUUCUCAGUGGUGAUAACUUUCACCCUCAAAUAAUGGAAAUAAAUGCACUUUUGGAGAGGUUUUAUAAGAAGAUGAAGGAAGCUGGUGUUGAAGGGCCAGAAAGCAGUCAUAUGAACAUAAUGGAAGUUUCUAAGGCUGACUUAUUUUGUGGGCACAGUGAGAGACUGGCCAUUGUGUUUGGACUUAUGAAUUCUGGUCCUGGGGUGCCUAUUUUGGUGACAAAGAAUCUGUACAUGUGCCAAAAUUGCCACAACAUUGUGAAAUUUAUCUCUAGGGAGGUUCGCAGAGAGAUUUCUGUGAGGGAUGCUGAACAAUUGCACCAUUUCAGGGGAGGCAUCUGCUCUUGCAUGAAUGAAGGAUACAGGAAAUCAGUCACAUAUAUUGCGGAAUUGGGAUCACUGGCAGACAUUUUUCCUGCUUUGGAGGUUUUCCACUCUACUCUUGACAAGAACAUUGUAUCUUGGACAUCGAUCAUCCUAGGUCUUAGGAUCAACAGCCGGUGUUUUGAAGCUUUAUUUUACUUCAGGAAUAUGAUUCGUAGACUGAAGCCAAACUGUGUUACUUUAGUUUGUAUUCUGUCUGCAUGUGCUAGAAUAGGAGCUUUGACAUGUGGAAAAGAGAUUCAUGCCCAUGCAUUGAGAACUGGAGUAAGUUUUGAUGGCUUUAUGCCUAAUGCAAUUUUGGACAUGUAUGUGAGGUGUGGAAGAAUGGGAUAUGCGUGGAAACAAUUUUUCUCAGUUGAUCAUGAUGUUACUGCAUGGAACAUUUUGCUUACAGGAUAUGCUGAGCGUGGGAAAGGAGCACUUGCUUCUGAAGUUUUUCAGAGAAUGGUGGAAUCAAACAUCAAUCCUGAUGAAAUAACAUUUAUCUCCAUAUUAUGUGCUUGCAGCAGAUCAGGUAUGGUAGCCGAAGGCUUAGAAUAUUUUAACAGCAUGAAGUAUAAGUACUCUAUCACACCUAAUCUGAAACACCAUGCAUGUGUGGUUGAUUUACUUGGCCGUUCUGGGAAAUUGGAGGAAGCUUAUGAAUACAUACAGAAAAUGCCACUGAAACCAGACGCAGCAAUCUGGGGAGCUUUAUUAAAUGCAUGCAGGAUUCACCAUAAUGUUGAACUUGGGGAGCUUGCUGCAGAGAAUAUCUUUCAAUACGAUACAACAAGUGUCGGAUACUACAUUCUUCUCUCUAAUCUUUAUGCUGACAAUGGUAAAUGGGACAAGGUUGCAGAAGUAAGAAAAAUUAUGAGACAGAAUGGGCUAAUAGUAGAUGCUGGAUGCAGCUGGGUGGAAGUCAAGGGCACAGUGCAUGCUUUUCUCAGUGGUGAUAACUUUCACCCUCAAAUAAUGGAAAUAAAUGCACUUUUGGAGAGGUUUUAUAAGAAGAUGAAGGAAGCUGGUGUUGAAGGGCCAGAAAGCAGUCAUAUGAACAUAAUGGAAGUUUCUAAGGCUGACUUAUUUUGUGGGCACAGUGAGAGACUGGCCAUUGUGUUUGGACUUAUGAAUUCUGGUCCUGGGGUGCCUAUUUUGGUGACAAAGAAUCUGUACAUGUGCCAAAAUUGCCACAACAUUGUGAAAUUUAUCUCUAGGGAGGUUCGCAGAGAGAUUUCUGUGAGGGAUGCUGAACAAUUGCACCAUUUCAGGGGAGGCAUCUGCUCUUGCAUGAAUGAAGGAUACAGGAGUUAACCUGAUUACCAGGGAAACUGUAAGAUAUGUAGAAUCAUGGUGAGAAAUUAGAAUUGAAAGAAAUUGCUUCAAUAUCCAUGCAUAUAAGAUUUGAACAUGACUUCACAUAUAUGACAGGGUUUAUUCCCAUCAAGUACCAAAAUGUUUUUAUGACAUUUAGUUAAAUGAGACAAAUGUUCAUUAUUUUGUAAAAACACGAUAAAGAACUUGAAACCUGGGGCAUGAUUAUGUAGAAAGAGAAUGCCUUUUUUACGAGAACUUUCAGAUAUUUAGCACAAGGCAAAAUGGAAAGUAGAGAAACUGGCUUUUUGCUGUAAAAAUGAGCUGCUUUCUCAUAUUUGACAGGUAAAUAACCUUGUAAGUAAAUUUAAUAAUAUAACGCAUGUAUUCUACAGACCUAUUCCCUCUCUCAUUUUUAUCUUCAAAAGAAAAUUUUCAUUCCAUCAUCCAGCAUCAGGUAAUAUAGUAGAAGUGUCGAAAAACUCUUAAGAUAUCUGUUCAUAAUUUCACUACUCUCUUGAAGUUGAGAUUGGCUUGAUAAAUGAUAGGUGAAAGCAGUUGUUGUUGGAUUGAGCGCUUAUCACUAAGACAAAAGUUAUACCUAUUAGUUAGAGUGCAAUUCUUUCCACUUAAGAGUGUAUCAGUCCAAGCGUUACGAUUUAAUUGUGACUCAGGUUCACUAUUUCCAUCACAUGACAAUUGACGCCAUUUACAACACUUAAGCUUCCUAGCUACUUUCUAAAGUCACAUAAUUUUUUUGUCAUCUUAUAGAUCAGAUGGAUUUCUGUACCUGUUAGCAUGGUUUACUGUCUAGUGAUCCGCAUUUAUUUUCCUAUGAAAGAUAGAAGUCAUCUCAGUGUACUGUAAUCUGUAUUUCUCUCUUUCUUGCAUGUCCUUCAUUGGGUUUCUGGUGAUAAAGAUCAAGAACUUGGUAUGGACUUUGCUUGGUUUCGGGCUUCAUGAGUUGUUUGCAGCCAACAAACGUUC
Vigna umbellata (rice bean) is the source of this 5084-nucleotide messenger RNA. Lineage: Eukaryota; Viridiplantae; Streptophyta; Magnoliopsida; Fabales; Fabaceae. The record is from RefSeq and is a predicted model, not a curated record.